This is a messenger RNA of Seminavis robusta, 1179 nucleotides long. Lineage: Eukaryota; Bacillariophyta; Bacillariophyceae; Naviculales; Naviculaceae. The record is from the annotation of a GenBank genome assembly.
AUGGAUGUCGCAAAAAUGCCAUUGGGCAUUAACAUUCUGUUGAAUGCAAAACAGCAAACCAUGUUAUCAUCCGGAGGUGCCACGGAGAAAAUGGUCAAAGUGAUGGACAGUGUUGUGGAAGUGAUCAAAGAAGCGAAUCGCGAGGCUAUGGGCAAGGACUGUGUGGCCGUCAACGAGAAGGAAUGUGCCGUGAAGGUCGUCAGCGAGAAGAAAUGUGAGGAAGCUUUGACUGAGCGUGUAUGGACAAAUGCGCAAGUCCAAGAACACAUAAUUGAAGCUUCCAAGGCGCCUGCUGCUCGUAGUGCUUCUGCAGCCGACCUUUCAAAGGCUAUAACACUUCGCCGGAAAAUCGAGCUCGGAGAGGUUGUUGCUUUGGACGACAAGCUGUACACGGAUGGUAUCUGCGCUGCCCCCAACUGCAACAAGAAAGCUCACACCAAGAAGCACAUCUCCUGGUGCAAGGAACACGAAAAGGCGUUGGUCAAGAAUAGCGCAAGCGACUUUGACAGUGAAAUGAAGAAAUGGCCCAAGUGGCUUCAGGAAUGGGUCAAAGAGUUGCGUGGGCUGCAGCUCAAUGAGGAGGAAUGUCACGGGCUGUUGUACAGCUUCGUGCCCCCAAUGCUCCUUUUGUUAGAGAAACACUCGGGCCACUCACGUACCAGUGCAAAACUUUUUGAUGCCAUUGCCACUUACAAGAAACACUACAAUCCCAUUCCUGCGGUUGCGUCAUUUCUCCUUACGUGUGCAUUGACCUUCAUUAUCUCCUGUCUUGUGGCCAUCAUCUUGGCUGUGGCUGUUGCCAUCAUCCAAAAAAUACUUGAAUUUGUUGCCAAUGCCGCCGAAAUCAUAGUCUUACUAUUAGUCCAUCAAGUCGGAUGGAGAGCUCCGGAGUGUGUUAGCUCGAUGCUUGCUGGCGGCCUCGUUGGCGCUGGAGUCGGAGCAAGUGUGUCUGGAGCCGCAGCCACCUUGCUUGUGCCUGCCGGAGUCGGAGCAAGUGUGGCUGCGGCAAGUGUUCUUGCGACAGCAGAGGCUGGAGCCGCAGCCACCUUGCUUGUACCUGCUGGAGCCGCAGCCGCUUUCCUUGUGCCUCCUGGAGCGUUGCUUGGCACUGCUGGGGCAUUGGUGGGAGCGGGUGUUGGGCUAGGAUACUACCUCUUCAACGCCGAUUAUCGUCGAUGA